CUGCAACCCCUUGCCCUCUAUCCUUCAAUAUUCAUUCCACCAUGAAUCCAGAAAGCUCAUCUACACCCACUCAACGCCUUAUUUCAAGGGCUACGCUGGUGUCUCAAGGUGCCGAAGCAGCAAUAUACAAGGGUGAACUUCAUCCUCCUCCAAUAUACCCGGUUCCUUCAGGCAAUAGAGACCAUGACUCAGAGCCUGUCUUGAUUAAAUACCGCUUCCACAAGCAGUAUCGACACCCAACGCUUGAUGCCUCAUUGACAAAGUCCAGGGUUGCUGGAGAAGCGCGUGCGAUCGGGAGAUGCUUGAGGGCUGGUGUAAACGUACCUGGCAUACGAAUGGUCGAUCUUCAAGAGGGCGUCCUCGCUAUCGAAUGGAUAAACGGGAAGAGUGUUAGAUUCUUGCUCGGUGGUGGUGCUGAGGGUGAGGAAGAAGUUGACGAAGUGCAUGGUGAUGUUGUUGAAAGCGAGGAAACCGAUGAAGCGGAAGAGGAUCCAUUGAAGGGCUACAAUAUUACGCAAGAUGAUAUCAUGCAGCUCAUCGGUACUGAAAUUGCCAAGAUGCAUGAAGCAGAUAUCAUUCAUGGAGACCUUACCACGUCGAAUAUGAUGCUACGCCCUCCAUCAGCUCCGGACAAAUCCUCCGAGCUUGUCCUUAUCGAUUUUGGCCUUGCAUAUACUUCGACCCUAGUAGAAGAUAAAGCUGUAGACCUUUACGUGUUAGAACGUGCAUUCGCUUCCACUCAUCCUGCUUCCGAACCUCUCUUUGCGUCUGUGCUCAAGGCAUAUGAGAGGCAGGCAGGGAAAGACUGGAAAGCGAUCAGUCGCAGGUUGGAUGAUGUUCGUUUGCGCGGUCGUAAGCGUAGCAUGGUCGGUUAGAUGAGACUAGCUUUGGGUCCUUAAAAGAGCAAAUGUACUAAUAUCAUACACACCAUUAUUUCUUCCAAGCUCGACAAACAGAUAAGAUGUUGACGUUUGUGUAUGCUCGCCAAAUGCUGGAUGCGCUUUUUGCAAUGUCAUGGAGAAUACAGUAGCAGAUGCACAGUCACAAGCCAACUGAAGUAUGAUCAUCUUCGCUAUUGAACCUCUAUAUUCCUCCCAGCGAAAUCCUCCUUGAGUCGCUCCUCAACAAUCUUAUCCAACUCUUUUGCUUUGAUGACCGCCACAUCCACAACUCUCAGAAUCUCAUCAGGAUCCAGCGGUACACCACCAGCUUUUUGAACGACGCAAAGUUCUCUUUGGGCAUU
Molecule: messenger RNA, 1243 nt
Organism: Somion occarium
Lineage: Eukaryota; Fungi; Basidiomycota; Agaricomycetes; Polyporales; Cerrenaceae
Source: the annotation of a GenBank genome assembly